Varanus komodoensis (Komodo dragon) is the source of this 4072-nucleotide messenger RNA. RefSeq names its product cathepsin D (gene CTSD). The transcript has 9 exons. NCBI's taxonomy places the organism in Eukaryota, Metazoa, Chordata, Lepidosauria, Squamata, Varanidae. Gene Ontology annotation, biological process: proteolysis. The record is from RefSeq and is a predicted model, not a curated record. Gene Ontology annotation, cellular component: lysosome. The annotation marks the transcript as partial. Gene Ontology annotation, molecular function: aspartic-type endopeptidase activity.
UCGUGCUCAGUCACAAGGUUUUAUUACUCAGUCAUUUUCUUAAUAUCAGAGGCUGCAAGUAGAAACAGAGCAGUGCUCGAUCCUCAUCUGACUUGCUCUCUUGCUGCAGCCAUGGGGCUCCGCUGUUUACUCCUUCUUGCUUCGCUUGUAGCCGCUUGUUCGUCGCUGAUCAGGAUCCCAUUGAAGAAAUUCCCCUCCAUGCGCAGCAUCUACAAUGAAUAUGGAACUGAUAUCCAAGACCUGAUUGAGUUGGGGGAAAUGUUGAAAUACAAGUUUGGGGGCCCAGGAGCAGCUACACCUACCCCAGAGUCCUUGAAGAACUACAUGGAUGCACAGUAUUAUGGGGAGAUUGGCAUUGGGACACCACCACAGAAAUUUACUGUGGUCUUCGACACGGGAUCAUCCAACCUCUGGGUGCCCUCCAUCCACUGUCAUUUGCUGGAUAUUGCUUGCUUGCUGCACCACAAAUAUGAUUCUUCCAAAUCCAGCACAUAUGUAAAAAAUGGUACAGACUUUGCCAUCCAUUAUGGAACUGGGAGCCUGUCAGGAUACCUCAGCCAGGAUACUGUAACGAUUGGUGACCUGUCCGUCAAGGAUCAGUUGUUCGGUGAAGCUGUCAGGCAACCUGGCAUCACGUUCAUUGCUGCCAAGUUUGAUGGCAUCCUUGGCAUGGCCUUUCCCAAGAUCUCUGUGGAUAAAGUGAUGCCUUUCUUUGAUAAUCUGAUGCAACAACAACUAUUAGAUAGGAACAUAUUUUCCUUUUACCUAAACAGGGAUCCAAAAUCAACACCAGGAGGCGAAUUGCUUCUAGGAGGGGUAGACCCGAAGUAUUAUAGUGGAGACUUCAACUGGGUGAAUCUCACUCGUAAAGCUUACUGGCAGAUCCACAUGGAUCAGGUUCAAAUUGGGAAUGGUGAGACCGUGUGCAAAGAUGGCUGUGAAGCGAUUGUGGACACAGGAACCUCUCUCAUUACGGGGCCCACAGAGGAGAUUAAGAAGCUGCAGAAAGCCAUUGGAGCAAAGCCAAUAAUUAAAGGGCAGUAUAUACUUGCUUGUGAGAAGCUCUCUUCCCUUCCAGAUGUGAGCCUUGUCCUAGGAGGGAAAUCUUUUGUCCUCACUGCAGAUCAAUAUGCCUUAAAAGUUUCUGUUCAAGGAGAAACUCUUUGCCUUAGUGGGUUUUCGGGCUUGGAUGUCCCACCGCCUGGUGGCCCUCUCUGGAUCCUGGGUGAUGUCUUCAUAGGCCCCUAUUACACUGUAUUUGAUCGGGAUAACGAUUCAGUUGGUUUUGCAAAGUGCAGUGGCAAAGUGUAAAAGUAACAGGCCACCAGCCUCCCACAAUCUCCUACAAAAUACACUCACAAACAUACUGGACUUUUGUAUUGUGACUCACUGGUAUUAAGAACAAAAUCAGGAAAGUAAGGAAGAAAGAAUACCUUCUGGUUUUAUAAAUGUGAAAGAGCAUAGACCUUAUUUUUUAAUGGAAAAAAAAAUCUUUCAACACUCACUUGCCUCUCUCAAAUAAGAGAGGUCACAGAGAGGUUCUAGUAAAAUGGUCACCUCUAAGGAUUACCACUGUUGUAUGAGCUCUUCAAACAUCAGGCUACCUGAAACACGAUCUCUUUGUAUAUCUCUGAGCAUCAGUACUAUAAACAGCUUACAUAGAUGAAUACAAGUUUCUGUUUCACAAUUCUCUACCCACAAAAGGUAACCAUUCAUAAAUGUUUCUGGAUUCAUUUUCCUUAUUUCCCCCCUUUAAAGAAAACAGUAGAAUAAAAAACAAUAUGGACAAUUAAAUAUUUUUUCCAGUUGAUCAUGGGGAAGUGCUAAAUAGUUAUAAGGAUAGUUCAAACCCCAGUAUGGUAAAAAUAAGAAAAUGUGUUGACUGUAUUUCUUCUAGGGUGUGGGAUGUGGUAAGAAAGGUCUGAUUCGCAAAUUUUACAAGCCAAGCUGGUUCUCCAGUUGGGGUGGGUAGGCUUCAGGUAAAUAGAGAACCGUUGGGAAGUUGUAGUCAUGGAGAGGAUACUUCCUUAGCUCUUGCCUGGGUUCUCAAUGGCCACCUUUCAUACUUUGGUCUGAGCAAUCCCAUGCAAGUGAUUUUUGUUUCACAGUAUCUUUCUGUAAACUUUAUCUUUAGUUUCCCAGACCUUUUGGACUUCCCAGCUUCCUUUGGAAGCAUGAGGAAAAUGACCAUGAUGUGGCUUUUCAAAUCCAUUUAAAUUAUGAAAUAUUUCAACCAUUCUUUUUCUUUUUUUGUGAGACCCUUUAGCUCUCGAUGGUUUUGAAGAAACAUCUAAGCAUCUUGAUUGCUCCUGAAUAAAAUAUCAUCCUGUUUUUCCCUUAAGUCCUAACUUCUAAAAACACCCAGUACUGCCACCUGUUGUGAAAAAAGAAAAAUGUUGUAGAUAAUUCAAAAUUAAGCUUCUCAGAGCAGUGCGAGCUUAAUCUAGAAACCUAUUUGUGUGAACCGCUCUGCACAGGCAAAGGAACUAUCUCUCUACUGGGCUCUUAUUUUGAUCUGACCUGGCACAGUAUACAGUUCUGUUCUACAAGGCCACUAAUUUAAAUGGCUUUAAAAAGGGAUUGGACUAAUUCAUGGGGCACAAGGCUACUAAUGGCUAUUGGUCCCGUUGGCUGUAUGCUACUUCUAAUGCCAGAGGCACUAUGCCUGUGCCACCCAGUUGCUGGGCAAAAUGGGUGGGCAGGUGCUGAUGCACUCAUGGCUUGUUUCCAGGUUUCCAAGGGCAAGAUGUUGGCUAUUGUGAGAACAAAAUGCUGGACUGAAGGCCCUUUGGUCAGAUCAAGUAUAGCUUUUACUAUAUUCCGAAAUGCAUGAAGCGGCUGUUCAGAGCAGGGUGGGAAGGAGGACAGGUGGCUACUUGUGGUUGGAAGUUAAAUGAAUUGGAAAGUUAUUAAUAUUAGCUUGACAGCUGGGGAGAUUUCCAGCACCUUUUAGAUUAUCUGAAAUGUUCCAUGAUACUUGGAUCCAAUCCCAAAAUUGUGAGACAGCAUGGGCAAUGGAGAGCAAAACUUGAGGUUAGAUUAACAAAGAACUCUUUGAUGAAAGUCAGCAGCACUUCACUGAAGAGGCUCUCAUAAAUGAUAUGAAUAUCUGGCACAUGGGUAAAGGAAUACAGUAGGAAAGAUUGUGAAUGCAAGGGGGCAAAGGACAUCAGGAAUCUGAGCAUAUCUUUGUGAAUAUGCUAUGGAUCCUAGAGAUUUUUCCUCCCUGCUGGGCUGAAGAUUUCAGACACUGAUAAGGUAUCUGGUGAAGGUGUGGGAUAGGGUCCCUAUCGGGAUCUUUUCCAUUCUGUUAACAGCUGGUUGGGUUUUUAAACCAGGCUCUGCUAUUCAAAUCCUCGAGUGUUCAUAAACACGUGGAAUGUAGUGGUAUGUCUUAGAGAUCUAGAUAAACUAUAGCAUUUUGAAUUGCCCUCUGUAAUAAAAUAAGCAUCUCUAAACUCUUGAGUGCCUGAUUCUAAUAGUCUUCAGUCCUGAAUUAGUAACCUAAAUCACCCAAUAGUUUCUUACUGUAAAAUAUCAAAUUACACAGCCUUCAUUUCAAGCUUAUCAAGUGCCCAAGGAUCUUUGAAACAUAAGCUGAGUAGAAAGUCUUUUAACACUUCCUGCAGGAGCCCAGGGUGGGUUUGAACAUGAUCUUUGCCUUGAAGAGAUUUUACCUUCUUAAAUACCAUAGAAUAAAGUGAAUGCCAUAAAAUAUUUGCUCAAUAGUAUCAAAUGUAUUGAUUGGCUGGUUAUGCUAAAUGUUGCAGUCUUGUAGUGGCUACUAUUGCACAGUCUGAUACCCCCUCUUGAAAGAUGUAUGGCACAGUCCGAAGAGUAAAGGAGGAGAGGAAGUCCACAGGAAACCUUUGGAAAUUGUAUCUUAAUUGGAUCUGAUAGUUUGGAAUGCUAAUUGGGCUGCUGGAUCUGUAGCAUGCAGCCAUUCCCUUGCUCUGCUAGUCUUUUCUGAACAUGUGAAUUACUGUUGAACCCUCUCCUGUUGUGAAGAUGCAUCCUAGCUGUUCACUCUCCUCAAUUUGUCAUAGAAAAAAAAUAAAUAUUUUCCCCCCAA